Hemiscyllium ocellatum (epaulette shark) is the source of this 2540-nucleotide messenger RNA. It is a transcript of the gene tmod1, whose product is annotated as tropomodulin 1. The record is from RefSeq and is a predicted model, not a curated record. Gene Ontology annotation, molecular function: tropomyosin binding. The coding region runs from base 119 to 1204 and encodes 361 amino acids. NCBI's taxonomy places the organism in Eukaryota, Metazoa, Chordata, Chondrichthyes, Orectolobiformes, Hemiscylliidae. The transcript has 11 exons. Gene Ontology annotation, biological process: myofibril assembly; pointed-end actin filament capping; muscle contraction. Gene Ontology annotation, cellular component: striated muscle thin filament; myofibril.
UCUCUCUGUGUCUCUCUGGUACUAACAGGCAGAGUGAAGGCGGGCUGCUCCUUUUAUAUCCCGAUAUUCAGGUCUGCUGCGAUAUUGCAAAGGAGGCUCAAACAAAGAUUAAAUCAACAUGUCCACACCAUUUAAAAAGGAGUUAGAAAAGUAUCGAGAUAUUGAUGAAGAUGACCUUCUCCGGAAGUUAUCGGAAGAGGAGAUCCAGCAAUUAGAAGAUGAGUUGGAAGAACUCGAUCCUGAUAAUGACCUUCUACCUGUAGGAUUAAGGCAAAAAGAUCAGACAAAAAAGGCACCCACGGGUCCAUUAAAUAGAGAUCAGCUUCUGGAACACCUUGAGAAACAAGCGAAAGAGUGCAAAGACAGAGAGGACUUGGUUCCUUAUACAGGAGAAAAGAGAGGGAAACCUUGGAUUCCCAAAGAGAAGCCUGUCCAAACAGUAAUUGACAGUGUUACCCUGGAACCAGAGCUGGAAGAAGCCUUGGUCAAUGCCACUGAUGCUGAACUGUGUGACAUAGCAGCCAUCCUUGGUAUGCACACACUGAUGAGCAACCAGCAAUAUUAUGAAGCUCUUGCCAGUAGCACCAUAGUUAACAAGGAAGGUCUUAACAGUGUAAUCCAACCCACGCAGUACAAACCAGUUCCAGAUGAGCUGCCAAACUCUACAGAUGUGGAAGAAACCCUAAAGCAAGUUGAGGCAAAUGACCCUGAACUUGAGGAGAUAAACCUCAAUAACAUAAAGAACAUUCCCCUUGCCACUCUAAAAGCAUAUGCUGAAGCUUUGAAAAAUAAUACACAUGUGAAGAAAUUCAGCAUUGUAGGAACUCGAAGUAAUGAUCCUGUUGCUAUUGCAUUUGCAGAAAUGCUGCAAGUUAACAAAACAUUGAAGAGUUUGAAUGUGGAGUCCAAUUUUAUCACUGGCAAUGGAAUCCUGGCUCUAGUGAAAGCUCUCCAGUACAAUAACACAUUGCUUGAACUUAAAAUUGACAAUCAGUGUCAGCAGCUGGGUAAUAAAGUGGAAAUGGAAAUUGCAAAUAUGUUGGAACAAAAUCCAACUCUAUUGAAGUUUGGCUAUCAUUUUACCCAGCAAGGUCCAAGGCUUCGGGCCUCCAAUGCGGUGAUGAGCAACAAUGAUCUGGCUCGCAUUAAUCGAGCAGAUGGUUCCUGGUCUAGAUACUCAGCUUUGGAACUGGAGGAGAUAUAAUCAGGCAAAGCCGACUGCAGGGCUUCAAUGGCCCCAUCUUCCCCAGAUGCCGGACAACUGUCUAAUCUGUUUGUGAAGACUUCUGCCUCUAUAGCACACGCCCUAUACAGAUGGAUUCUACAUACACCCAAGAGGGCGUCUCCAAUUCUCUGCUGCGGCUCCAUUUUUUUUCUUUGUGUUAUAUGAUAGGAUGAUGUAUCUAAUUGAAGUUUAGUGUGAAGUCCAAUGGCAGAUGUCUAUAGAAAUAGCUUGUACAGAUUGUGGUGUAUUUUGUCUGACAGAAAAUAGCAGUAUGUGCAGUACAAAAUGGUUUCAAUUCAGUUAGUGCUGUGUGCGCGGAAGCUUGAAACCAUCAAUUCUAAUUUAUCCAUCAGUUGAGUACAUCCCUGAAUGGAUUAUUGGUUCUACCCAUAAUUAUAUUGUGCAUGUACAAGCUUGCUGUUCUAGGAUUUUCUGUAGAAACAUCGGUAACCUUUUUAUUUAUAUGACUUGACACCAGAGAAUUACCUCCUAGUGUAAACCCGCUGGACUGUUGUUGUGGGAACACAGAGUUCACACAUUAACUUUGUGGCAAUCAGAAAUGAAAUAAUGCACUGCUUGAGAAUUGUGUGCACCACCAUGCUGUCUGCUGAUUUUCAGAUUUUUCAUGUAACCAGCAUCUCUCUUGAUUUGGGUUACUUAUGAAAAAGGAUUUCAAAAAGACCCAGAAUGUUUUUGUUUUUAAAUCAAAAUAUUUAUUUUAGGUAGAUUUAAAAUCAUGGGAAUUUAUUUAAACGCUUGCUGUUUGAGAUAUCGGAUCCGAGGAGAUACAGCCUCUGUUUAUUCUUCACGUUACUGCAAAUGUUCUCAACACUGAGAAAUAAAGGGUAGGAAAUGGCUUGAAAUGAUUCAUAGGCUGUAUUUAAAAUAUCCAAAGUAACCUUUGCAAAGAUUUAUUUUUAAUUAAGCAGAGUCUGUUCUAGUUCAAAGCCAAAAUCUGUUCAGAUUUUGAAAGAUUCAUCAAAAUAAGUUAUUGUUUCAUUCAAUUGGCAAACUCAGACCAGACUGCUCACACUCACGGAGUUGUAUUCAGCAAUUCAUGGACACCAGGCUUCUAUUUUCCAUGAAACCAUUUAUUUCUAAAGCUGGGACAUUUUUUGUCUAAACAGAGAAUGAAUAAUUGAUUUGUUUAUAAAUUUCAGACUGGUUCCAGGAAUUGAACUGUGUGAUUAACAGAGCAAGCUCUGCCCAAAGCAGGUGAAAGUAUUGGUUUUAAAUCUACAAUGUUGUGGUUUUUUAAAAUGUAGAAUGUAUUGAUUCUUGCACUUUAUGAUAAAUAAAGCAUUACAAUUUUGGG